AUGUCCCGCAACACUGACGCGCGCCCGUCCUUUGAUACGCGGCCCUCCGGGCGCGGCUCGGUCGCGUUCGCCCGCGAGGACCGCGCCGCGCGCUUCGAGGUCGACGUGCCCGGCGACGUCGACGGCGAUGACGAGGCGUGCCUCACUGGCACCACCACGGUCGGCGAGAGCGACCUCGGGCACUCGUUCAGCCGGUCGACGAGCGGCGGUGUCCGGGCCAGCGACGUGACCAUCGAGCGCUACGACCGCACGUCCAACGUGGUUGUGGCGACGGCAGGCGCCGAGCACCUUGAGAGCCUCAACCACCAGUUCUCGGUGCGCCAAACGCUCUUUGACCAGCCGCCCGUGCUCGAGAACGACGAUGACGCGCGCCCGCUCAUGCAAAUCACGACGGUCGCCGACCUCGACCGCGACGAAGCGCCGCACGAGUACAAGGGCCGGCUGCGGCGGUGGCCGGGGGCGCUCCUGCUCCUCUGCAUCGUCGUCGUCGCCGCCGUGCUCAUUGUCGUCGGUGGCCUCCACUCGCACACAAAGUCCGCUGCGCUCAAGGUCGCCGCGCAGAAGCGCAUGGCUGGGAAGCGAUGGAUCGGCGACGGCAGCUACGAGAUGGACGAGGACGGACUCAUCAACAACCCGAUGACGUACGACCAAAAACGGUGCAAGCUGCCCAACUACUUGAGCAAGAACGGGCGCAUCGUCGCCGCAGCACCCAACGGGACCGAAGUGGCCGUCGGGAUCAAGGGCACCAACUGGUUUGGCAUGGAGACGAUGGACGCAAUUCCGUUUGGCUUGUGGCAAAACGACAAGAACGGCACGACUGUGUAUGACGUGGCUGCGUUCCUGGACAAGCACAAGUUCAACAGCGUGCGGAUACCCGUGUGCGUCCAGCACAUUUUGAAAAAUACCCCGCCGAAAGCAGGCUUGGUCAACAAGAUGACCAACCGCGCGCUCGACCUGACGUCGUACAUGACGGCGCUGCAGACGCUCAUUCAAGCGCUCGCCUACCGCCAGAUCACUGUCAUGCUCAGCAUGCACGCGCUCCUCCCGCAGCCGCUCAACUCGGGCGGUCUCUGGUACAACGCCGACAUUUCGGAGAGCGACUUCCUCGACUCGAUCGACCUCCUGACCGCGGGUCUGUGCUCGGACGCGUACUGGAACGUGCUUGGCAUCGACCUCAAGAACGAGCCGCACAAGGCAACGUGGGGCACAGGCACCGCGACCGACUGGGUCCUCGGCGCGCGCAAGAUCGGCAACCGCAUGCUCGCGGGCUGCCCCAACUGGCUCGCGUUCGUCGAAGGGAUUUACGCCGAGAAGCACUCGGUCGCGGUCGACGAUAGCACCAACAUCACGUACGCCGACUGGUGGGGCGCGGGCUUGCACAAGGCCAAGGAGACGCCGGUCGUGCUCAUGGCCGCCAACAAGCUCGUGUGGGCACCCCACUACUACAACCCGGGUGUGUAUCCCAUGGCGUACUUUUACAAGGACCCGGUCACGUUCGAAGAGCUCGAUGACGCGACGCUGGCGAGGAACGUUCGCGCCGUCAUGCAAGACAGCUUUGGCUAUCUCGUACACGACAACCCCGCAGUCGUGCUCGGCGAGUUUGCCGGCUUGUACGCGACGGACCUGCACCCGCUCAAGACGACGCAGCGCGCGACGGACGCCACCGUCGAGGUCAUGGUCCAGGACCGGUACGCAGGCGGGUACAUGUGGUCGCUCAACCCCGAGUCCGCCUACCAGUACAAUCCUGGCAACACGCCCGGCACGUUCCACGAAGGCCUCGUGGAGCUCGACUGGCUCACGCCCAACGCGGGCUUCCUCCAAGGCAUGGAGAACAUGAACCGAAUUGCAAACUUGCGCAGAUUCCCAUGCUUUACAUGACCAACUCAACGACGAACCUGGCUGCUGCUGCAGUGCGCGCAAUAAAUUUAGUUUAGCUACACUCCGUUCACC
This is a messenger RNA of Saprolegnia parasitica CBS 223.65, 1950 nucleotides long. RefSeq lists its product as hypothetical. NCBI's taxonomy places the organism in Eukaryota, Oomycota, Saprolegniomycetes, Saprolegniales, Saprolegniaceae. The record is from RefSeq and is a predicted model, not a curated record. The coding region runs from base 1 to 1878 and encodes 625 amino acids. Gene Ontology annotation, molecular function: hydrolase activity, hydrolyzing O-glycosyl compounds. The transcript is spliced from 5 exons.